AUGGGCGCCGCCGCGUGGGCUUCGUUGCCUCUGCCGCCGCGCCUGUCCCUUCUCCUGCAGCUUUUGCUGCUCUCUGGGCUGCCCGCGGGCUCCUGGGACCCGGCUGGUUAUCUGCUCUACUGUCCCUGCAUGGGGCGCUUUGGGAACCAGGCCGAUCACUUCUUGGGCUCUUUGGCAUUUGCAAAACUGUUGAACCGAACCCUGGCUGUACCCCCCUGGAUUGAGUACCAGCAUCACAAGCCUCCCUUCACCAAUCUCCAUGUGUCCUACCAGAAGUACUUUAAGCUGGAGCCCCUCCAGGCCUACCAUCGGGUCAUCAGCCUAGAGGACUUCAUGGAGAAGCUGGCACCCACCCACUGGCCCCCUGAAAAACGAGUGGCAUACUGCUUUGAGGUGGCAGCACAGCGGAGCCCUGAUAAAAAGACUUGCCCCAUGAAGGAAGGAAACCCCUUUGGCCCAUUCUGGGACCAGUUUCAUGUGAGUUUCAACAAGUCAGAACUUUUUGCAGGCAUUUCCUUUAGUGCAUCCUACAAGAACCAGUGGAUCCAGAGAUUUUCCCCAGAGGAACAUCCGGUGCUUGCCCUGCCCGGAGCCCCGGCCCAGUUCCCUGUCCUGGAGGAACAUAGACCGCUUCAGAAGUACAUGGUGUGGUCAGAUGAGAUGGUGAGAACAGGAGAGGCCCAGAUCCACACCCACCUCGUCCGGCCCUAUGUGGGCAUUCACCUGCGCAUCGGCUCUGACUGGAAGAAUGCCUGCACCAUGCUGAAGGACGGGACUGCGGGCUCCCACUUCAUGGCCUCACCGCAGUGUGUGGGCUACAGCCGCAGUGCAGCUGCCCCGCUCACCAUGACAAUGUGCCUCCCUGACCUAAAGGAAAUCCGGCGGGCUGUGAAGCUCUGGGUGAGGGCGCUGAAGGCCAAGUCAGUCUACAUCGCCACGGAUUCUGAGAGCUAUGUGCCUGAAAUCCAGCAGCUCUUCACAGGGAAGGUGAAGGUGGUGAGCCUGAAGCCUGAGGUGGCCCAGAUUGACCUGUACAUCCUUGGCCAAGCCGACCACUUCAUUGGCAACUGUGUCUCCUCCUUCACUGCUUUCGUGAAACGGGAGCGGGACCUUCGGGGGAAGCCAUCUUCUUUCUUUGGCAUGGACAGGCCCCCUCAGCUGCGAGACGAGUUCUGAUCCAGUCUGGAACCCAUCAGCAGUCGGAGCUAGGCCCUCCAGCCAGGCCUGGCAGCCAGAGGUGCUCCCAGGAUUGAUCCCCCAGGGUGCAAGCUCCUCUGCUUGCUUGCCAGACAUCGAG
Orycteropus afer afer is the source of this 1297-nucleotide messenger RNA. RefSeq names its product protein O-fucosyltransferase 1 (gene POFUT1). Gene Ontology annotation, biological process: Notch signaling pathway; regulation of Notch signaling pathway; protein O-linked glycosylation via fucose. NCBI's taxonomy places the organism in Eukaryota, Metazoa, Chordata, Mammalia, Tubulidentata, Orycteropodidae. Gene Ontology annotation, cellular component: endoplasmic reticulum. The record is from RefSeq and is a predicted model, not a curated record. Gene Ontology annotation, molecular function: peptide-O-fucosyltransferase activity.